CAGAUUGACUAAACUCUCGCUUCAUAUAGUCUUUCACCUUCACCUUCCCUUUGACUCGAUCUACAAGCUCAACAUAUCAUGACACUUCAGUGGGAAACACACGAAACGAACCCGAUGGAUACUCCCCGCCUAUUCGAGGGAGACACGCGCAACAGUGUGGACCAUUUCGAUGGCGAAGCCAACGUCGCGCUGAUCUCGUCUGACGGCGUCCGCUUUCAAGUCUGGGACUACGAGCUGCGAGCCGGAAGCGAAAUCUUUAGAAACUGUCUUAGCAUAGGGGAAAAGGGCAACGACCGAGUCGCCACUUUGCGCUUGGUCGAACACUCUGGGAUCAUCAGGACCAUCCUCGACGCACUGCUCUUGCCAGUCAAUAAGCUUGAAGCGAUCCCUUCAUACUGGACGUUCGAAGACGCCGCGGCAGACUAUGCCGCGGCUGAAAAAUACAUGCUGGACCGAUACAUGUCGGUCUUUCAGCGCCGCAUCGAAAAGGCCGUCCAGAUCGGGCCGUUCGAAGCAUUGAUUUGGGCGGUCUCCAAAAGCAAUGCGCGAGUUGCCAAACUGGCCAUCGAGCAGUUUGCGAAAGCGUCUCAUCUGGAGAUUCGGGCCGGCUCAGUACGAACCGAAGUCAAACCCGGACACUGGACAGCCGCCAUGAUCGAGUCGAUUGGCGUGGAAAACUACCGACAACUCGUCCGGCUCAGCAUGGACUGCAUCACCGCUUCAAUCCAGACCGGCAGGCUUCGAAUUGAUUGGCUCGCGGUCGCCGAGAAGUUCGAAUUGCAUACGGGUCGACCUGGAAUUGAGUGGGAAUGCCAAACGCCGGUCUCUUAUGCAUCAAUGUGAUCGUCGUAGGAACUUCAUAAGAAACUAGGGGUCGUACACCGACUUGACCUUGUACAUGUUGACGUUCUCGUUCGGCGUGACCACCUCUUCGUUACCGCUAUCGUUGUAACUUAUAAUUAGGACCAGGCCAACCAGGUUUGAUUUCAGGCUGA
Filobasidium floriforme is the source of this 995-nucleotide messenger RNA. RefSeq lists its product as uncharacterized. The record is from RefSeq and is a predicted model, not a curated record. The transcript is spliced from 2 exons. The coding region runs from base 79 to 843 and encodes 254 amino acids. NCBI's taxonomy places the organism in Eukaryota, Fungi, Basidiomycota, Tremellomycetes, Filobasidiales, Filobasidiaceae.